AUGGUUGCGCAGCCCAGCCAACCCCAAAAGUCGUCCCCGCCUUUGCCGCCAUCUGCGUCUCAAAUUUCGCCAGCACCGUCCACAUUAAUGUCGCAGCCGCAGGUAGCAGGGGGUAUUCCCAAAGGUGGAGAUCCAUAUGGACUUCCCGGUCUCCUUUCGCUGAUCCGGAUGACAGAUCCCCUAGCCUCGGCCCUAGAUCUCGGCAUCGACUUGUCCUCGCUUGGCCUGGAUCUAGCUUCCACAGACCUUACAGCCAAACUAAGCACACUGUCUGAAGAGGCUCCUUUUUUCUUAUUUUAUCACAAUUGUGCUGUUGGAGGCAAUGAAUCUUCCUCUGCAGUGUCCUUUUUGCCGAUUUGCGCCGAUUUGUGCAGACGGGGUUGGAGAUGGCAUAGGGAUGCCGCCAUAUGGGUUCAGCCACCUUCAGCCGCAUCAGUGGCGGCGGCAGCCGCCUCGAGGGAGAGUCCACAGGCAUCGUCAAAAAGUACUGUAUAUUUGAUGACCAUAUUAGCUCUUUUCAUUGCUUUUGAUCCUGCCCGAUGGGGGAAGCGGCCGUUUGACAAUUCUUCUGGAGAAAGCAUACAAUCUUCCUCUUCCCUGAUAGAUUUUUCGGUUAUCAAGUCGCUAUGA
Molecule: messenger RNA, 630 nt
Organism: Mitosporidium daphniae
Lineage: Eukaryota; Fungi; Microsporidia
Exons: 2
Coding region: 1-630 (209 amino acids)
Source: RefSeq, a predicted model, not a curated record